AUGUAUCUCAAGGUCACGGACAAGGACAAAAAUCCAUCCGUCCAUACAUCAUCCACGGGAAUGACUGACUGGUGCGAGACCUGGGUACCUAGUUUGGGUAGUCCAAAGCAAAUUGGCACUCCCUCCCAUCCGCUUGCUGUGCGUGCUGAUGGUGGUGUCAUCUCUGCAGACGGCCAUAUCUGUUCUGAGGGUCCAAAUCUGACAAAUUCAGGCCAUGUCCUUCACUACAUCUUCUGCCAGCUUGGACCAAAAAUAAAAUCUUGGCAUCAGCAACCAGACGCGGUGGUCUUUUCUCUUUCUGGGGACAACGACCCUGAAAUCCACUACCACGCAGGUCAGGAUAGUUAG
Molecule: messenger RNA, 348 nt
Organism: Fusarium graminearum PH-1
Lineage: Eukaryota; Fungi; Ascomycota; Sordariomycetes; Hypocreales; Nectriaceae
Exons: 5
Coding region: 1-348 (115 amino acids)
Source: RefSeq, a predicted model, not a curated record